GCGGGAUGGAAAGCACGCGUGGACGAGACCUCCUGUGCUGGUGGGUUGUGGGAAUAAAAUGUGGCUAUGGAUUUAAACCAUCGCCAUUUGUCAUCGGCCCUUAAUUGCGGCUACAAAAUCGAUGAUCGGGCUCUGUGGCCGCAUUAGGUAAUGUCACGUGACCAGGCGGCUGGAGCCGGCGGCCACCGCCUUGCGCCUGGCCCAAACAGGAAGGUGUGGAUGAUGCCAGGGGGCUGCUGGGACUCGGCUGGGUUCACGUCAGUGACGGAACGGCACCAGCCAGUGAGGCGUCGGGGAGACAAUCGUGGCGUUUCGGGGGUGGGGGUGCCGUGGGGGCCAAACGGGAGGAGGAACUGUCGUGAAGGUGGAGCGGGUUUUGGCGGGUUUUGGCCAGUCGUGUGUGGUCCGAGCGGUCCUUGAGAAUAUUUCUUGUGGCAGAAACUGGAUAAAUUUACCGAGAUAGCGGUGGUUG
This is a messenger RNA of Suhomyces tanzawaensis NRRL Y-17324, 472 nucleotides long. RefSeq lists its product as uncharacterized. NCBI's taxonomy places the organism in Eukaryota, Fungi, Ascomycota, Pichiomycetes, Serinales, Debaryomycetaceae. The transcript has a single exon. The coding region runs from base 151 to 420 and encodes 89 amino acids. The record is from RefSeq and is a predicted model, not a curated record.